Messenger RNA from Gossypium raimondii (Peruvian cotton), 1661 nucleotides. RefSeq lists its product as hypothetical. The transcript is spliced from 4 exons. Bases 278 to 607 code for a protein of 109 amino acids. NCBI's taxonomy places the organism in Eukaryota, Viridiplantae, Streptophyta, Magnoliopsida, Malvales, Malvaceae. The record is from RefSeq and is a predicted model, not a curated record.
AGGGAUAUAUAUAAUCUCUGCGCUUCAACGAAAAUAAUAUCAAAAUUAAGAACAAAUUUUUCUUUGAAAUUUAUUGUUCUAUUUUGUUUUCACGUGGACGCUCAUCGUGCUUCACUCGAUCGACAAACGCUAAUGGAGAUGUCGUAAGAGAGAGCCGCAAAAAGAAUCUGCGAAGCUUCUUCUGGAUCUGAUGUUAUACCAAAGCUCCGAUAUCAAUCUCUCAUGUUUGUUCCAUAUUUUCUAAUUUAUUCAUAAUUUGAUUUUUCCUUAAAAAAUUAUGCUUGUAGAUAUUCCGGUCAUGAAGAAAUCUGAGAAAUCGACUCUCCGAGCAUCUCAGCUACAGGACUUUUGCAGAAGAAAAAACAAUGCAGAAUUAAUUGAAAACAACAGGAUAUUAUACUUGAAGCUUCAAGCAAAGGAAAUUGUUGAUACAAAUUUUGGGUAUGGCGGUCGGAGGCAGUUGACUGAGAGGUGGAGCAUUAAUGGAAUAGUAAUGAAGGUUACUUGGUUUUGGUGGGAAGGAGUGGAGUUGCUUAGCCUCUUUUAUCGGGGUCCUAGUUUAUAUCAUGAGAGAGCCACGUGUCACAAUGUGACUGAGUCUAGAUGAGCAGGUGGACUGUACUGAUAGGUCUAAGUAGAGUGACUUUACAGUGAGGUGUUUGAGAUUUAAGGGGGUUCGACGAUGGUUUAAUAAGAUGGUAAACUGGAGCACCUCGAAUUUUUGUUUGUUUAUUUUUUUAGGGUAAAUUACACUCAUGGUUAUUUUUGUUUACCUUAGGUUACAUUUUAGUCACUUAUGUUUGAAAUGUUACGUUUUUGUCACUUACGUUAUCGUGUUGUAACAUUUUAGUCACUGAGCCAUUAAUUGUCACUAACGGUAUAACGGUAAGUUGACGUGGCACGUUAAAUCAUCAUUUCAAACAAAAAUUUUAGGGUAAAUUAUACAAUCGAUCCCCAUAUUUUUUCAUUUUGAGUAAUUUAAAUUUUUUUUAUGUUCUUUAAUUUUUUUCUUUAUUUUCCAUUAUCUUAUGUUUCUCCCUCUAUUUUCUUACCUUCUCCAUUUCUUUUAACAUAUCAAGAAGUCGAAUUGGCAAUGAAGAAAUAAGUAGGAAGUCGAAAACCAUCAUUGCCUAUAACCAAAACCCAUAAACCCAUACCAUGCUUUUUUCUUCACUGCCAAUUCGACUUCCUGAUAUGUUGAAAGAAAUGGAGAAGGUAGAAAAAUAGAGGGAGAAGCAGAAGAGAAUGGAAAAUAAUGAAAAAAAAGUUAAAAGAACAUAAAAGAAAAAAUUAAAUUGCUCAAAAUGAAAAAAAUAUGGGGACCAAUUGUAUAAUUUAACCUAAUUUUUUUUAUUUGAAAUCAUGAUUUAAUGCGCCACAUUAGUUUACCGUUAUACCGUUAACGACAAUUAAUGGCUCAAUGACUAAAAUGUUACAACACGAUAACAUAAAUGACUAAAAUGUAACAUUUCAAACAUAAGUGACUAAAACGUAAUCUGAAGUAAACAAAAGUGACCAUGGGUGUAAUUUACCCAUUUUUUUAUGGCAUUGCUUAUUAGUUUUCUCUUUUGCAUAUUAUUACAUUUCCUACUGAAUAUUGUUGGAGGAGCUUCUUAGUGUUCUUUUUCAAGAGAAAUCUUCAAAAUCUUAUUCUUUGAGCA